GAUUCUGCGGGGUUCAUGGUGGAAUCCAUGAAGGACCUGGGUACACUGACUGCACAGAUAUCUUCCAUGUCGGUCUCAGCUCGCAGGGGACGCUGGCUACGCCAAUGGUCUGCAGACGCGGAAUCCAGGAGAAAUUUGGAGAACCUACCCUACACAGAUCAGGCUCUUUUACAGGAAGCGUUGGAUGCAUGGAUUUCCAUGGCAACCGCGGAGUAACUUGGGUGUCCGCUGAAGUUGGGAUACAGCAAUGGUAGAGCACAUCAUUGCCAGGGAUCCACUAGCAGCGGAUUUGAAAUGCAGCCUCUUCCUUUCUGCCUUAAAGAGUUACAAAAGAGACUCUGUAUUACGGCCUUUUCCUGCCUGCUAUGCCACUGAGCAGUAUAAAGAUUUUGAUGCCUUGAUUGCUGACACAAACACCUUGCCUGGUCUGCCGGAGAUCAUCCAGAACAAGCCACAAAUAGAUGAAAAAAGCCUUGAUCUGCUGCGAUGGGUUCUAUCAGAGAAACUAUUCACCAUCAGAUGCCUUAAGAAGGAGAUGUUUGAGGAAUUCCAAGCCUUGCUAGGCUCUCCCAGUCUUGCUUUGCCCACUCCUGACUUCCUGUUUGAAAUAGAAUACUGCGAGAAGCUGCGUACCAAGUUCCAAGAGAUGCGUGGGGAGAGGGAUGUGAUGUAUGCCCUACAUGGCAGCCGCCUGGAGAACUUCCACUCCAUACUGCACAAUGGCUUGCACUGCCACCUGAACAAGACUUCUUUAUUUGGAGAAGGAACGUACCUGACUAGUGACCUGAGCUUGGCACUUCUCUAUAGUCCCCAUGGGCAGGGGUGGUCCCAUAGUAUAUUGGGACCGGUGCUAAGCUGUGUUGCCAUGUGUGAGAUGAUCGAUCAUCCAGAUGUUAAGUGCCAGGCUAAGAAAAAAGAUUCAUUUGAAAUAGAUCGGAAACGAGCCAGAGCAAGGAAUAGUGAAGGUGGAGAAGUUCCACAGAAAUACUUUGUGGUGACCAAUAACCAGUUAUUACGGGUGAAAUAUCUCCUGGUGUAUUCUCAGGAGCAGCCUCAGAGACGAUCCAGAAAGCCAACCUGGUUCUCAAGCCACCGUUUUGCCAUCUUGAUGACUCUGUACCUGCUCGUACUAAUUCUCAUUGGUUUAAGCAACUCUAAGACUUUUACACAUCACUGGAACAGGCUACUGAGCUGGAGGCCUUGAUCUCUUCUCUUUUACAGACUGCACCAUAAGCCUUAACCAUGCACUUGUGCCACAGCUAUGCACCUUUUGCUGUUUGCCUUGUCAAGUGUACAGGGAUUGCAGCUGAGACUGUCACCAGUGAUCCUGCACAGGGCAAACACGAGCCGGUAUCUGACAGCUGUGCACUGUUCUUGUCUUCAUCACUAUUCCUGCAGAAAAAAAACAGAGCAUUCUAAUAUAAUGGAUGUAUGUAUGCAAAAAGGAUUCAGUACCGUCUCGCCCGCUUACUCAAGAAGAUUCUUAAUCUCAAUAUUUUGAGAUUUGCUCCCGUACAAGACAUGGAGGAGAAAAGGACUCUCUAAAAGUACUAAACACUUUUGUACAAUAUAUAAAUAACAAUGUUCUGUAAGUUACCAGUAUAAAGCGGUGGUAAGGGACCUACGCCAUUCUGGGUGCUACCAAUAGCUGCGAGUAGUUACUAAGCGCUGUCUUUCAUCAUUGGCUAAGUGACUUUCAUUUUCUCAUUCCCCAGUGUAGACAUUAGAACAUUAACAUUAAUAGGCUUCAUUUAUAACUUGUAUAAUCCAGAACCAUCUCAGAUUGAGGAGAGACAGGACUGAUAAUGGGUUUAUGGACUCAGGGCUUCCCCCGUCUCAUGGUAGCAGUUACAGAGCAUUUCUGUUCCCUACGGAAUGAAAAGGGUUCAUACAUCUCCUUGAAUACCGGUCCACAUUCCAGCUCUCGGAUCCUUAACACCGUACCCAUGUUGUUUGUCCUCUGCACACAUCAGACAAAAUAAAGUCCAAGCCAAUGUCAAUUUUCACGCUUAUACGUUGUUUGCAUUCAUCGUGUCUGGCUCCUCAAUACGUCCGGCCCUGCUAGACACCAACAUGGAAAAUCAAUGAAAACUGAAGUUACCCACACGUUAAUAUUUGACUGGGAAGAUCUAGAAAUUAGUUUAAUUUUUUUUAAUACAAAUAUUUAUAUUCUGAAAUAUAUCCUGUUAAUAUUUAAUAGUAAUUUUGAAUCCACAAUUUUAUGAUUGUUCAAUAAAACCUAUGGACUUAAGCAACAA
Pseudophryne corroboree (corroboree frog) is the source of this 2258-nucleotide messenger RNA. It is a transcript of the gene PARP16, whose product is annotated as poly(ADP-ribose) polymerase family member 16. The transcript is spliced from 7 exons. The record is from RefSeq and is a predicted model, not a curated record. Gene Ontology annotation, cellular component: endoplasmic reticulum tubular network; nuclear envelope; membrane. Bases 248 to 1204 code for a protein of 318 amino acids. Gene Ontology annotation, biological process: endoplasmic reticulum unfolded protein response. Gene Ontology annotation, molecular function: NAD+ poly-ADP-ribosyltransferase activity; kinase binding; protein serine/threonine kinase activator activity. Lineage: Eukaryota; Metazoa; Chordata; Amphibia; Anura; Myobatrachidae.